Messenger RNA from Podarcis lilfordi (Lilford's wall lizard), 21400 nucleotides. NCBI's taxonomy places the organism in Eukaryota, Metazoa, Chordata, Lepidosauria, Squamata, Lacertidae. The record is from the annotation of a GenBank genome assembly.
AUGCAAGAUGCAGAUCAGCGAAAGCUGCUGCCGGUCAGUUUAAAAGACAAAACAUCUUCCAAGCUGUGCUCGUAGCCGGGGAAGAAAGGAAGAAAAGCUCUCCUUUCAGAGGGCCCCUCUGGGUAACAAUGGAAAUCCCUUUGGGGAUCUAAUGGGCAAACCUCAUACAAAGAGAUACAUGACUCCCACCUCCAGCUGCUGCUUCAGUAUAAAACAAGGGGAGUGAAGAUUUGGCUACUUUCAUCCAAAUCCUCUUAGACAAUGCGAGUGCAACGGGGUGUUUUUGCCCUUUUGUUCAACAUGCUCUGCUUCAGAAUCAGUGUAACAUCCUUGGGCGAGGGAGACAGAGCGCAGCUUGUAGGCAACAAAUUACCAAAGGGUCUUCUUAUUGUCUAACAGCACACAGAGUACCAGUGAGGUGAGAGAAAGCUUUUCCCAGAGAUUUGAUGGUACAGUUACAACAGCACCACUGCCCAUGGCAUGUGCCUACUUUAUUCUCCUUGUCGUUCAAAGAUUAUGCAGGUUUUUGGUAAACGCUCCAAAAACCUGUGGACACUGUUUGAUCAGCAGGACAAAAGAAAUCUGUUUGGGCCAUGAGUGUGAGAGAGGCUGAUGCUUCUCUUAUGCAGCCUUAAGUCAUCUUAAAAUGCUCUCUCUCUGUGUGUCGGGUUUUGCAAUCGUCAGCCAUCUACCUUGAAUCCUUAAACUGCUCUGAAAGCAUCCCUAACAGUAAAGCACAAUAGGAUGACUCAGUGAAAGAUCUGCCAAUAGGAGAAAAAGAGUCUCUCGGGGGCAUAUGCAAGUUUGCUUGUUGGCAGAGUUUGUAUCGAGCUGCCAAGGUGCUUUUUAAACUUGGGGCACUUUGGGGAUUGCAUUGCAAAGGGAUGCUGACUGGGAAAGACUGUAGCUUGAAUUCCAGGUAGUACUUGUGUGUGCAGUUGGAAUAUUUUCCCCUGCCCUCCUUGUUCCAGGAGGACAAGGAGAGGCCUGUUGAAGCAAGCCAAGGGCCCAUUAGUCCAGAAUCCUGUCUCAUGUGCCAGCCAACCAGUUGCUCCCAAGGCAAAGUGCCUUUUGGGAAACAAAGGGAUGGCAAGAGACCAUUACUAGGGGAGCAAGGAUUUCAUCCAGGAUCUAAAUAUAUUCUAACUUGAAAGCUCCCCACCUCCAAUGAUGCAAUUAGGUUUUAAGGUCUAUAAACUUGCUUUCAAAGUAGCCUCGAGUGCUGGCAACUCUCUUUACAGAGCUUAAGCACCACUCCACCACACAUCCUGUUCUCCUUCCCCCCCUUUCCCCGUCAGCAUGGCUCAGCCAACAGCCUCUGCUGGAUGAAAGGGAUGGUCAUUUUGCACAGAUGGCAAUGAAUCCUGUGCUGACCCUGCAGAUGCUGUAGCUCAGGAAGGAGGGGAUAGCUGGCCCUGGGGGGCUGAAUAGGGACCUCCAGGCCUCUCUACUUGGCCCAUGCAACUCUCCCUAGACAACAUCACUCACCCACAGCCCCCUUGGGGACUUUGGCUUGGCUGGAAAGUCUCAAAUUGUGAUAAUGGUUCUUGCUUGCAGGAUGAAGAGAGAUGUCAGCACAGAACCCUACAGCUUUUGUGUGGCUGAAAUGUAACCUACAUCCAUUGCUCCGCCCACUUUCCCCUCUGGCUCCACCCACUUCUGGAAUGCCAAUCCCAGAAGGUUAUCUAUGAGGAAGUGCAGCCCUGGAAAAAUGUCCCCCAUCCCUGCUGUAGCAGGCAAUACAGAAGCAUCCUACACGUCGAGCGAAACUCAAAGCCCAUCUUGCUCUUCCACUGAUCUUUCGUAAGCGAUUCCACCGUAGCAGCUUCAUAAAGGAGUAAGUUUUAGCCUGUCGGUGGCUGAAAGGCUCUUAAGAUGCAGUGUGAGUUACCUUGAUCUCAAUGCAUUUCUGUUCUCCGUGAUUUAAGCAGUGCUGCUUUACCCCAGGCACAAUUCUUGUGCCAGCGACGUGUCCUCGGAGAGAGACGCCCCAAAGGUCCCUGCCGCAUUCACUGCACCGUCACGUGCACAGCCCAUGCGCUCAGGCUACAGCUGCCAACACAUGCACUGCAGGUGACAGCAUGCACUGGUUACCUGCACACAGCAGGUUAGGGUUUUUAAAAACAUCACAUUCUCCCACAUGCAGCAGCUAUAAGAGUUUUCCUGUAUCGGCAGCGUGGGUUAGCAAAUGUUUAAAGUGGGCUGAGGUUUUCCACUACAUUGCUCUGGCAAUAUCCUAGGUCAGCUCCCGCUGGGCCAGUUCAGCAUUCCUUACAAAGGACCCUACAUUAAAACAUUUGUUGGUGCAGAAACUCCCAGGAUUUUAUAAGGCUAGUGUUAUGCAAGAUUGAGGCUGCAAUCCUAGACACACACUGGGAGUGUGUCGCACUCAUCUCAGUGUGACUUGUUUGCCUUUGAGUAGAUGGGAUGGCACUGUAAAAUGACUUUGUACCUCUGCAUCUGGUAGGAGAGUCACAAAGCACUGCAGAGAGGGAGAAUUUAAGUACCACCAAGACAAGAAACCUGUGAAGUCUCUGUGCCUCUUCCUUGGAUGGUGCCCUCCCCUCUCCUCCUGCAUGGAAAGAACAGAAAGAUGCAUGUCCCAAAAAGGGCAGCUGAGCAGCACAAAGUUAUUAGUCACCCAGGUAUUUACAGUGUUUUUCCUACUUCCUUUCUCCCAUGGCCUUUGUGGUCAGCAGAACAAAAUUCCUGGGAACUCCCACCUAAACACAAGUUUCCUGUUUAUGCUCUCCUAGUGCUUUUAUGCUGUUGCUGCUGAAAACCAGGGGACCAAUGUUGCCACAGAACAACGCAAACAGAGAUUGCAGGUGAGCAGAGAGCAGCGAAGACGCCUGGUCUCUCUCCACACAUUUCUCUUUGGUGAAAAACGGGGAGGGAGGAGGGCAAAGAAAAAAGAGAAUAAUGAUCAACAUGUUUCUCUCCCUCUCUUAGCUUCUUUGUCUUUUUUUGCCAAAAUCUAAAAACAGGGAGGGGGUGUUUUGUGUCUGUUUUGCCCUCUAAAUCUGUCCAUCAAAGUGGGGAAGGAAGUCCUAGUCCAGGUGGGAUUCUGAUAAGUAGCUGUGCUGCAUAGUCAGGCUGGCAAAAGGUAGCUUUUGAGAAUGGAUAAAGCUGUGGAUUUCAGAUUCUCUCCCUUUCACGUUGUUCCAACCUUAAGUUCAGCUUGCCCUGUUUCAUAAUCAGUAUGUGAUUUUUAAUUCUAAAAGUUUGCAUGGAGAUCGGUAUACAAGGUAGCUCAGUUGGUUCGAGCAAGGUGCUGACAACACCAAGGUCACAGGUUUGAUCCCCAUAUGGGACAGCUGCGUAUUCCGGCAUUGUAGGGGGUUGGACUAGAUGGUCCUCAGGGUCCCUUCCAACUCUACAAUUCUGUGAUUUUAGGAAUGCCAAAUGUUGCCAAACAUAUGCAAUUUUGCAAGCCAUUUUCCUAAUGGAAUGUCAUUUUGCACACUAUGUUUCCACUAAUUUCCAGGCACUUCUUGUGGCCGGAGACCAGGCGCCGCAAAAUUCAGAGAAGCGUGAAUUCUGAAGGAUGGCUGAGUUUGCUCAUUUAUUGGUCCAUAAAGUGCAAAUUAGGGAGGUUCAUAUAAAAAUGCAAAUCAAACAUUUUUCUCUGCCCCGCCCCCAAUCCCUAGCAGUACAGCUAGAUCUGGAAAAAGAAGGCAACAGCCCAGGCGAUGUAUUCAAAGAAUUUGACUUGAAUGCCAACAUCUCCCGCUUGUUCCUGACAAUCCUACCUCCUCUGUGGGGGAGAGGGGACCAGAUCAGGAGUGCCCUCCACCCUAACUAUUAUGCAUUCGGACUUGGGCUAUGGAUGAACAUCUCAUUUGCCUGUAUUUGCUUCUGCUUCAGAACCAACAUCUGGCCUGGGAAUUAGAGGUAUUGCCACACAGAGUAUCCCCAACGAGCCGUCUCUGGAUUCACUAGAAAAGGAUCUGAGUCAAAAGGAGCUGGAAUUUGAGAUGGCGUGGGCUGGCUUACCAUGCAGCCAUUAUACGCUAAUAAAAUACUGGGUUGUUAUGUAAUGAUCUCCAAGGGAUCGGAAGGAUCUGGUAUACAGUACUCUUCCAGAGCUUGCUGUGCAGCAAUAAAAAAUUUCUGAAAUGUUAUGUAAGUGCAAAACUAGCACACCAGAGAGCAAAGCUUGAGCCCAGCCCUAUUUGAGUGGUGCUCAUUUUAAGGUGGGGAACCGUUUGGCUGUGGCUCCACUCCCUUGAAACUGGAAGUGGUACAGCCUGUUCUGUGGCCUCUCCCACUUUAGCCACCUGGAUCAGCAUACUUCUCAGGCCCCAGAAGACUCAGGUUCACCUUCGACCAAAAGGCGGGUGAUACAGGGCACUCCCUGUAGAAGAAAGUCACGGUUCAGCCUUUCCUUCCCUGGUCUGGUCCACUGCCCAUCUUCUCUGUCUGAACCCCAAGGAUGCUAUCUGGCUAUUGGGGGAGGCAGGGGAGAGGAUCCUCCGACCCAGGGGCUGAAUGCAGUCCCCCAUGCCACUCUGUCCCACCCACAUAACUCUCCCCGGGCCACCAGGCCAGCUUCACACACCCCUUGAGUUUUUGCCUGGCUGGAAUGUGCCCUUGAGCUCCAAAAACGCCUCAUCCUUGCCUGGAUGGAGGAUGAGAGGGGCGUUGGCUUUGGACUGACCUACUGUGCAAAGGCAACAUUUACAUUUACAUUUGGAAGGUUGCUCAGAAGGGAAUGUCUCCCCUGGCCUGGGAAAAGUUUCCCUACACCUGGUAGAAGAAAGUGAGGAACUUAAGUAGAGCAUUCAGUGUUGGUGAGAUUAAGCUGGGGAGGCACCAGCAAAAGUGAGAGUGUUGUCCUUAUUUUCCAAGGACAGUCCUGGAUUUACAGAAGCCAUCCCGGUUUCUGGUUUGAUCCCAGAAUGUCCCGCUUUUCCUUGGGACGUCCCUAUCUUCAUCGGAGAAACGUAGCAGGGUAUGGUUAUGCAAUCCCCGAGACAAGGAGAUAAGUAACUGUACAGCCCUUAGAACACUUCUGAAGGCAGCCCUGUAUAGGGAAGUUUUUUUAAUGUUUAAUUUUUUUGUGUUUUUAUAUAUGUUGGAAGCUGCCCAGAGUGGCUUGGGUGACCCAGUCAGAUGAGCAGGGUAUAAAUAAUAAUAAUGUUGUUGUUGUUGUUGUUGUUGCGGCUGCCCAGAGUGGCUUGGGUGACCCAGUCAGAUGGGCAGGGUAUAAAUAAUGUUGUUGUUGUUGUUGUUGUUGUUGUUGUUAUGGAACAGGAUGUCCCUAUUUUCAUUAGAGAAAUAUAGGGCAUGCUAUACACACAUAGUUGGAGUAGUUGGUGGUUGGGGCUGGGUGUCCCCUGUAUUUCUAUGCUCUGCUAGUACUUAGGAGGGUUCCCAUAUGCUAUUUGCUUUGGUUUGUAGCAAACCAAAGAGCCAAAUGUUCAAGAGCAAGGGUGGGGAAACUCAGAUUCAAGGGCCAAAUGUAGAAGAAGAGAAGAAGAGUUUGGAUUUGAUAUCCCGCUUUAUCACUACCAGAAGGAGUCUGAAAGCGGCUAACAAUCUCCUUUCCCUUCCUCCCCCACAACAAACACUCUGUGAGGUGAGUGGGGCUGAGAGACUUCAAAGAAGUGUGACUGGCCCAAGGUCACCCAGCAGCUGCAUGUGGAAGAGCGGGGAAGCCAACCCAGUUCACCAGAUUACCAGUCCACCGCUCUUAACCACUGUACCACACUGGCUCUCAGAGCACUUAGAGCAAUUCAUUCAGCCCUCUGGACCCUUCCCGGGCCCCACCUCCUCACUGGCCCUGCUCCACGCCUCUCUCCACAACUUUUGCCUAACUAGAAUGUGACAUUGGACUCUUAACAGGGCCUCUUGCUUGCUUGGAUGUAAGUGUAGAAACCUCUGGCUUUUGUGGCUGGACUGCAGCCUCUGGGAGUCACAUCCACUGCCCCACCCACUGUUGUCAUGCGGCCCCUGGGAACUCGCUUGUGAUGGAAUUUGGCCCUCAGGCUGGAAAUGGUUUCCCUGCUCUUGUUCAAGAAGAGAUUUCAUCUAAUUGUUCUGCGCUGCUCUAAAAUGUGGAUUUUUUUUUUAUUGUAUUGAUUUUGUUAUUUGUCAUAUUUUUUAGUUCAGAUCACUGAAAUAAGAAGCAGCAUGUUAACGAUAAUAACUGGAGAUUAAUGAAAAGGACAGGCUGAUGCUGCCUUAUCUCCUAGUGUACAGUGGUACCUCAGGUUAAGAACUUAAUUCAUUUUUAACCUGAAACUGUUCUUAACUUGAAGCUGUGCUGCCGCCGCACGAUUUCUGUUCUCAUCCUGAAGCAAGGUUCUUAACCCGAGGUACUAUUUCUGGGUUAGCGGAGUCAGUAACCUGAAGCGUCUGUAACCCGAGGUACCACUAUACUGGGGAAUUUCAAGAUUCAGUAGGACUCUGGGCAGGGCAGGUAUUGGAUACAGUAUUAAGUCUCGGAGACAGGAUUGACUGCUUCGUUAAAGGGCUACUGUACCUUUUACAACUACAUGACAAGCAGAAAUUCAGCAGAUGAAGCUUUCCCUAACAAAUAUUAGGUGCAACAAUUGAAAGAAGAGGUUUACCUGAUGAAUUUCCUUCUUCCUAGUUUGGAGAAAUUAAAAUUGCUCCUCUGCUAGGAGCAAAAAAAGUUGAUUUACUUGGUGUAAUGGUUCCUAAGGGGGUUGCUUGUGCGUAAGCAGGUGCCUAUCUUGCUGGCUGGGUGCAAACACCUGGCUGGGCUGCCAAAGUGAACCUCCUCUGUCCGGACAGCCACUCGCCCGUGGCUGACUCAAUCGCUGGCAGAAUCCGUGAGUGGGCGUUUCUUAAACUUCUUCCAGCAAAGAAGUUCUUUGACGCCUAGUCUCCACCUACCCUCUCUGCGCGGAAGCCUUCUGCGCAGGGAGGGCGUGGGCAACGAAGGACCCCUAGUCUCCCCGCUGGUCCCAGGCAAGGAGUCAUGGGACUGCCUUGCCACUUCCCCCACUUGCCCCCCUUCUCCACUGGUGCUACGCUGAUUCUCUUCCCCAGAAGAUGGGCUGCUUCUCCCGAUCCCUGGACGCCCUCUGGAAUCCCUCUGGCUUUCGCGCUCUCCCUCCAGUACUGAUGGCAGUUCCCUGACACUUGGUUUUAACCGUUUACCCCAAAUUUCUUUAGUUUGGUGAUUAAAUCUAUGACCAAGGAUCCUAUACACUAAUACCAAGCUCAUUUUCUGCAUGUAGAUAUUUUUAUAGUGGAAAUGACACUACGCAAGCUGAAGGGGAGGAGGGGACAUCAGCAUUUUUUUUGUGGGGAGGGGUUUGCAGAAAGCUUACAGAAGUACAAAAAUAUAUUUAGAAACAAAAACCCAGAAUAACCCAGCAAGGACUGAGCAUACUCCCUCUGUCCAGAAUACUGACUUUUUGAGGAUGGUGAUGGUGGAUUGGAGACUGGAACAAGAGAUGGAAUGGUGUAUCCUAGUUGGCCAGAAUGAGAGAACUCUACUUAGACAACUGAGAAAUGCUGCAUUUCUUGCCAAUUUUGCUCCUCACCGCUGUGUACUAUAUACUCAUGAACGUAUUGCAAAGGAUAAAACUAAAAGAGCUUAUUAUUAGGAUUCCCCAGGGAUGUGUGUAGCAGAAUGCUUCACCUGUUGAAUAUCAUCUACCUGCUGAAAUCCCAGGAAUCCCGCAAAGGGGGGAACGGGACUGGCAGGCCUACUUAAAUCUAGCAGUUGUAGAGCUGUAGCCAACACACCACCCACAACACACUUUUUAUUCACAUCAGCUGGACCUAAAAGUGGAAGUUCAAUAUUACUUUUGAUUUCCGGCCUUGGGUUUGCUUUGAGCUGGACCCUUAAUGUUAUUUAAACACAGUUGUGUGUAUUUAAUUAUAUCACAAAUUAUGUCACUUUGACCGCAGACAGCCUCGAACUGAAUUUAUUUUAGCAGCUGCCGAUCAGAAAAGAAUAACGGUGCUUUUUGUAUACGGCCCAUUAAUACAGCAAACUUUUUAUCCGCUCUUGCGGAGACCCCAGGAUAAUGGGGAUGAUUCACAAUGUAUAAACCACGUCACAGCCUGAGGCCAUCAAAACGGUGUACAGCAGGAUAAAAUUAAAAUGCAAAUGAUGUAAAUUCUAAAAACGAUUAAAACCUUCUCUACAACAAUACAUUCUUACAGGUUUACAAUUUGAAUACUGUUUGCAGCUGCAAAACACUGCCUCGUUUCCAAUCAGUGCGUAUCUGGUAACAUGCCGUAACUUUCUAUAGCACAAAUGUUCUGGUUCAUUUUUGUCCCAAUUUUGUUGCUCUAUAGCCCCUCUAGACAGCACUGGGGAAGCAUAGCACAUCAAACUGAAGUAGAAGGAAUCUACCACUGACGCCCUAUUAUCGUGUCUAGAACAUGUUGCUUCAUACAGCUGCAAUAAAACACCAAUCUGCAGGGGCUCCAUGUCUAAUUUCAGCUGGUAAUUGAUUCCAGAGGGCCGGAGCUGCAACACUAAAAGUCCAGUUUCUUGUAGAAGGGUUGGGUAUGAAUUCAAACCACCACCAUCACCACUACCACCAGCAACAACGUGAACCUCUGGGACAAGUGGUACUCUCAGUAGUGCCCUAUCUGAAAAGCUGUGCAGUUGCUGGACAGGAAUAUUCAAGCUGAAGCAGCCUCUUAGGUAAAUUGGUCCUAAGCAAAGAUGAACUGUAAAAAAGGCUACAGUCCCAUGCACCAGGUAUGGGGAAUUUUUGGCCCUCCAGAUUUUGCUGAACACUUGUAAUUCAGCAACAUCUGAAGGGCCAAAGGUUCCCCACACCUGUUAUACACACUAUUUUCUACAUUUUAAAAAAUUGCGCUUCUAUUGUUUCUUACUCCUUUGUUAGCUGCCCUGGAAAUAUAAGUUUAUGUUGAAGCUGCAGGAUAUAAAUGAUGGAAAUACAGUGGUACCUCUGGUUACAGACGCUUCAGGUUACAGAUGCUUCAGGUUACAGACUUCGCUAACCCAGAAAUAGUACCUCGAGCCAAGAACUUUGCUUCAGGAUGAGAAUAGAAAUCACGCAGCGGCAGUGGGAGGCCCCAUUAGCUAAAGUGGUGCUUCAGGUUAAGAACAGUUUCAGGUUAAGAACGGACCUCCGGAACGAACUAAGUUCUUAACCCAAGGUACCACUGUAGAGGUGAAGGAAGCCCCAACUUUUCAAAUAUUUAAGCAGGGUUGGCUUUUCUCAAGAGGCCUGUUCCUGAAUGGGCUGCAUUUCUUUUUUGCUGCUUAUUUAUUUAAAACCAGCCUAUGUUUUUAAAAAUGCUUGUUAAACUGCUGCUUUUAAAUUGGCAGCCUUCUGAACAUCAGUGUGUUUUUAUGAGAUGCAAGCCCCCUCGGGUGAGCUGUGCCCUCGUAAGGUGGUCUAUAAGCAGUUUUAUAAAGAAACAGAUGAACUCUCUGAGGCUUACCUCUGAGUAGACAUGCAUAUCUAGCACAUACAUCGACAGAGCAUAAAUAACCUGAUUUGUGCUGGUGAAAUCCUAACAAGUGUAUCGCUAUUGUCAUGACGCAGAGACUCCCAUCAAAAAUCUUUUCAUGACCCACAAAGUCCACACUGAGGAUGACUUUAAGCUUGAAUUGUAAAACUGAAAGAGAAGCCCAGAGAUUUCUUUGUUACCCGGGCUCCUGUUUUAUGAACCUUAAGGUUUAAUUCUCCCGUCUUAAAAAAGCAACAGAAAGUAAAAAAAAUAUGUGGCCUUUCCUUUGUUAGGUUAGCACUCAAGGAAAAGAUGAAACAGAAGCAAUGUCGUUUCUAUUGAGCUGUAUCAGGUUACAAAGCAGAUGUCUUGCAUGCAGGGAUGGUGAGGUGAGGAGAACAGAUGGCGCACCAGGAAAAGGAUUGGUGCAUUUCCCCAAUGCCAGACACUGUGGGACAGCAGGGGAGGCCCUGGCCACCUGGGUCCCACUCAGGUGGUAGUUAAUAAACAACAACAACAACUCAACGCUGAGGAAUAAUGUAAAGGAAAUCAUAACUUCUAUCUUUGUCCACCUGCACAUAAUAGUGUGCCACCCAGCUAGAAGGGUUCUUGCAUUUCUCUAAUGACCAAGGUUGCUUCCAUAUAGGGGUCCUUCAGAACUACAGGGCCAUACCUUUUCCACCAUCCUCUCAAAGAAGAAUUUUAAAAGUUUGGUGGUCCAUACCACUUUAUAUAGUAGUUUGCAUCCAGCAAUGCCCUUCUGAUGGCCAAGAUCCUUCUGUAAUUAUCUACUCGGUGCUCAGUCUCAUUCAGCCAAGGUCCCCUGCCAUGUUAGUUAAUAGUUUCCUUCUUGCAGGUUCCAUCCCUUUGAGCAGGGCUGAAGGAAAAGCUGUGAUUGUUGGGUUUCUCCAAUCAUUGGCAGUCUUCAAAUAAGCUUUACUCAUAACAGACCCAUUGAAAUUAGUGGACCUUACUUCAGUGUUUCUAUUGUGAGUAAAACUUGCCCUCUCGCCCCAACUAACUUCAAUAAAUAUUGUGCAUACAAACCAAGACAAAUGAUAUAUAUAUAUAUAUAUAUAUAUAUAUAUAUAUAUAUGAAGUGAGAUAUUUAUCCAUUUACUCCAUUGGAUACAUUAUAUCUCGUGCCAUUUCAAAUAAUGUCUAUCCGUCUCUUUGCAAUAUUUUGUAAUUCAAAUAUUUUUCCUACAGCCAUAUGUACAUGUAUGAUUUGGAAGAAUGUCCAGAUUUAGAAUGGGAUUUACUAAAGCUCAGGUGUCUGAAUCCGUUGUAUCUUGAGUGUAGGAUAGCCACAUGUUCUACAGAAGAACAUCUAGGCCCAUCUCGUCCAGCAUCGUGUUCUCACAGUGGCCAGCCAGAUGCCUGUGGGAAGCCCACAAGCAGUACCUGAGUGCAAGUAUGUGAAGCAGCCUCCUUUUUGAAAUGUCCAGGUCUGAUUUAAAGAUGGCAAACCGUAAGGAGAGAGAGCAGGGGCUUUGAAGUUGCCCAUCAACAGGACCUGGUUAAACAGCUGUUCACACAUUUGUCUGCAAGACCACAGUGUUCCCCACUAUGCUGAGAUGAAAUAUAUGUCUAUUUAAAUUGCAGUAAUUAUAUCUAAGUAUGCAACUAUACAUAUAAAUUGGCACAUAUGAGUUUUAUGCAAAUCUAUGACCUGUUUCUUUGACAAUCCAUAAGUGUCCGCUCUACCUGAGUGUAGGGAUGUAGGAAGGCAUCAUUUCCACUCCAUUGUAUGCAGCGUGGUUUCCAUUCCGCUGCAAUUCAUCUUCUGCCCAAACUCACAUUAUUCUGCUUGCUGUCCACUGUGGUGAAGUGAUGUAACUUACGUAAUGCACUUACGCACAUAAAUUAUGUUGUCAUUAUUUUAUUCCACCCCAUUCAUUUCAACUUAAGGGAAACACAAUGCAAAAGGGGUGUGUGUGUCUAAACAAUUGCAUAUCAAUUGCGGACUGAAAGCAGCAGCAACAACAACAACAACAACAACAACAACAACAACAGUAAAUACUGAUCAUAGUCAUUGGAACUGAUUCCUGUUCUGGACAUGGGAUGAAUAAACAAACAUUGGCAAUUUCUGCUCCCAUUUCUAUUUUCAUUGGAAGUCGAGUAGGAAGGGACGCCACAUGCCAAAUAUUUUCAGCAGAUGUAUAAGAUCACAAACAAUUCACUUAUAUAAAGAAAAUUACUGAAAGAAAUUACUAAGCCUAAUCUUCCAAAGCAAACAAACAAACAUAGCCAUAUGGCAGCUGCCUUAAAAGCAAUUGCAGUGAGCUGGCUAUUUAAGGCAGCUUUUCCUGUAUAGCAACUUGCUGCCCAGAUCUGGCAAAACCAUAUUUGCCUCAUAUCCAUAAACCACAAAAUGGAACUGUUUGGUCAGUGUGUUAAAAACUGCAGAACCCAUAGGACAAGCAGCUCUAUGCCAAUGGCUUGCCUUGCAUAUCACCUCGUUUUUGAUGUGUGAACUGAUCACAAGAUCUCUAUGGACUGCUUUGAGACGGCUCCCACACACAGUCUUGCCAAGUGAUCGCUGCAGCAUCAAGUGAUAGCUGUUACAUGGGACUGAGGCAUCACAGGUCUUAACCUGCAGGCCAGCCCUUCACAUAACCCCAAGCACAAAGUUUUCCAAAGAAAAGCAUGAUCAGGGCAGGCUAUGGAGCAGUGCUGGGAAAGUACAUUUUAAAAAGCAAUCCAUUCCAGUUCAUCCCUUCCAAAUUGGAACUAAUUCCAUUCCAGCUCAAUUCACAACUCAUUUACAUGGUAUUUCACACAAACACACCCACCUUCCUAAGUUUACAAGCUGCUCUGCUAAAGUAUAAAAUAUAUUUAAGAAUACUAAGGAAGCAUCAAAGCUUCAGUGUAAUGUGAACAAUUUUUUAAUCUAUUUUUCUCAACAAUCAUGAUCUGUAACCUUAAACAUCGUUCUUCAAUAAGGUGAAAAUGGCAGAUGCAAAGGCCACAAUCACAGAAGUAUUAAUUAUUGUAUAAAUAUAAGUAUAAAUAUAAAUUAUUGAAUUAAAAUUAAAACGGAAUUCAAUUUAAAAUUUCCCAAAGUUCCAUCACAAAAGGUUUGGUUCGCCCAGAAAUUAUAAGAACUACUUUCAGGUGUAAUUCAGAGAUUUUUUAAUCAAUUUGGUGAAUUAGCUGAACUGAAUCAGUUCAUUCCAGUGCUAUUUUUCUACAUUAAAAAAGGUGCCAGAACUCACCAUGAAUGCCAUCCUUGUUGUCUUAUAAUGGCAAUGACGCCCACCUGACAGGUGCCGGAAUGUAUUCUGGAAUGUUCCAACUGACAAAAAGGCCUGGUUCAUUCCAAGGACUGGUCUGGAGUGAGUUGGGAGACUGGAAGUGGGAGUCAGAACUGAAGACCAGCCCAGAUUAGAGAGCAAACCAGAAGGCAGGGCCACAGACACAAGUGAGAGAAACCAACAACACUCACAUUGGCCUUGUUGCUCAAGCAACAUUCAGCUGGGAAAAGAAGCCCUUUAUCCUCCUUCCUUCCCAGAGGCAAUGGGUCAGGUUGGGUGGGUGGAGUCAGUCCAGAAGGUUCUUCAUGGAGAAGACCGCUAACUGCAGUUCACACAUUCACCACACACAGGGCAGCCACACAGAUUUUGGGAGCUCUUCUGCCUUUUGGACAGAAAUGAAUUCAGGGUGGUCCUACUUCUACACUGCAAGUUGAGCUUUAUUGCACCUCUGAACUGCGUGAACCCAGUUGACUAGAAUUUGACUUUGAACUCUGGCCAAAUUUUACAAAGGAAUGAUUCCAUUGACUAGCUGACAUUUACUGCAAUUCCAUUUGUUUUAAUGGGACUUCUCCAGUGAAAAUGUUCACUGGACUUCCGGGUUGGUGCGAACAGCUAAUGGCGGAUUCUCUCCGAGCUCCGGAGGGAAUCGGCUCCGCUGGGGACGGGUCUUGCCGCGACGGCGACGCGGAGACCCUCAAAAACCGCAGGCGCGGAUGCCUGCGGACCUGGUGACUCGGUGGGCACCUUAAGCGCCCCCGACCCACGAAGAGCCUUUUUAAAGGCUACGGAGAGGGUACGGAAGGCGGCGUGGUGCUGGGAGUAGACCGCUACCCCAGCGGAGCGAGGCCGUGUGCCAUGGCUGAAGAGCACUGACUUUUUCCUUAAAUUGAACUCGAAAAGAAGCAACCCGUGAGUAGAUUGGAAUUCGGACUUUAAAAUAUCUAUCUGUGAAUUUGAUACGACCGGGGGAUGUGUUAAAGGGAAGUCCGCAUCCCCCCCUUCUGCAGACGACUUAAAGCAAUAGCAGGAGAACUAAGUUGGAGAGUCUACCCCUUUGGGGUGAGUUAAAAAGACAUUAACUUUCACGAUUUGAUAAAAGAAGUUUUGAGCUGGAGUGUAAGAGUGGAAUUUUAGAAGUUUUUCUCUUGUGGUGUGUAACCCCCCCCUUCCGGGCCCGGGAGCGUCCUGCCUUUGAGCCUGUUGAAGAGGAAAGGAGUUUGACAGCUGUUAAAGCUGUCAAACGGGCAAUUUAAAGUAAAAAGCGUGUUAUUUAAGAUCUCCCUGGACUAAAUGUGAUACAAUUGAAUUAAAGUGGUUCGAAACAAAGAAACAAAGAACGAGGCAAAGGACUGUUGGGAAAAGAUUACUAAGUAACCAGAUUCCCUCUAGGGGAAUUCUGAGACAUUACAAUGGCUGCGGAUGGAAAUUUACUAGCUGAAAUAGAAAGAAUGUGUUACUUUGUGGGAACUUUACAAGAGCAGAGUCUGGCUAUGAAUAAACAACUUACGACCUUGACUUCUGGAAUAAGCAGCUCUGCUGAAUGUAUUGAGGAUCUGAAUGAGAAAAAUCUGCAGCUGAACCGGAACAGAUAUCUCAAGAAUUGAAGGAGACUAAACAAGGAAAGGAGAAAGCACAGAUGGAAAGUACCAACCAGAAGCCUACACAUGUGGAUUAUAAACAAGAAGACCCUUGGAUUACAUGGAUUACAAAUCUGCAAAAGAUGCGAAAGAUGAAGGAGGAGGCCCCUGGAGUACUUGGAAUUCAAGAACUUAAAAGAAAGAAGAAAUAUGAUGGGGGCCUCCAUUCUGAAUAUGAAGGACUGGUGGAACUUUUGCAGCAGUUGUCUCUAAGUUUUCUUGUGGGAAGAAAAUCUGGCUUGACUGGGACAGAACUCCUUCGAGAUCCGAAGACCAACAUAAAGGACUACCAACAAAACCGGCGGAGAGGGACUGAAAGAGACUUGAAGGCCUCGGAUGUGAGAAAUCCAGGCUAAGAACUGUUAUUGUAGAAAUGUACUUGGGAAGGGACGAACCGGGGAUGGGAGGGGGAAAAUAGAAUUUUAAAAACACUUACGAUUUUUGGGUCCAGUCAAUAUGAUUGAUGCUUAAUAAAAAUGGGAAAUCGAUGGAAGGGAAUCUGAGCCCAACUUAGGAUAGAAUUUAAUCUUCUACAAAAGAUGUAAUAUUAACAGGGUAAGGAGGUAAAAUAAUAACUUGCUGACAUAAUUAUGGGAAUUGGGAUGUAUGAAGGGGGUGGGGGAAGUCAAGGACCAAAGUUAAGAAAGUAAGAUUUUUGAAAUUAUACAUGUUUUUUGUCUUUGUCUUUUACGUGUGUGUUAUGUCUUUAUAAAAUGUGAAAAACCAAUUUAAAAAAAAAAAAAGAAAAUGUUCACUGAGCCGCCUAAACCUUUUGGUGAACUCAAAACUUUAAAGAAACAUGGGAUAUAUUUAUGAUUGCAGGUGGGAAUAAGGUAAUGCUGUGGUUUGGCAUGUUUUCUUUAAUAACCCCAAAUCUGGCCUGACUCAGGGAGCUGGGCCAAGCUGAACUCUGAACUUACACAAUUCAUGAAUCGCCACUCACAAUUCUUAUCUGGAGUUGUGCACAUUGCAGAAAAGGUGUGGUGUGUUGCUGGAUCAGUACGCAAGGGAAGUUUCUCAAGCAAGCAAGAUGUUUAAUGCAAAACCAUCUGCUGGGAUCGGCUAAAGGUGAAUUCAGUCAGCUUCAAGGUAAACACUCCCAACUUGGGAAGGGUGAAUUCUUCCGUGCUGCUAAGAGGCUUUAAAAGAUGGUGCAAUGCAUGUGGAUGGGGAGUCACUGUGCACAGCCCUUUCUGAAGACAGUAGAUAUACAUCAAACAAGCAGUUUUAGUUGCUGCAAAACAAUGGUUCCCCCACUUUGAUUUUAGCUAAUCAACUACUCGGAAAGCACAAAAGAAUGUGUUGCAAUGGUGUUAAGUUUGCAAGCAACCUUGAAGUUUCAAAAAUGUUCUUGCCCAAAUGAUCCAUUGCUGUCGGCCAUCUUUGGAGGGAGGGGGUUGGUGUAAACAGGCUUAUUGUGAGGAUAAAAUGAGAAGGAGAACGAUGUACGACACCUUGAACAUCUUGAGGAAAAGGUGGGAUAUAAAUGCAAUAAAUAAAUUUUCAUGAGGACUUUAAAAAUAAAUAAAUGCUAAAACUGAUGUGUAAAAUAUGGAGAACUGAAUUUAAGUUUUAAAAAUGAAAAACUGAGAGAAACCAAAAUUGACAUAGUUGCCCAAGACCUGAUUCUUUUUUUUUAAAAUGAUAUUUAUUAAGAAUUUUAAAAUUACAGGAAAAACAAAAAAGAAAAAGAGAGAGAGAAAAAAACCACAAUCAAACAAUACAAAUUGAUAAAAAUAAAAAUAAAAAAAUAACAACAAAACACGUAACAGAGCACAAUCAAAAAGCAAGAGUAAGCCACAAAAAUUUAAAAACAAAUCCAAUAUUCUUUUUUUUUAAAUGAUAUUUAUUGAAAAUUUUUAAAAUUACAGAAAAAAACACAGCAGAAAAAGAAAAAAGAGAAAACAAAGAGAAAACAAACCACAUCCAACAAUGCAGAUUCAAAAACAAAAAUACACCACAAACAGAUAAAAACAAAUCCAUCAUUCUCGAAUCCUCAACUUUCAUUACCUUCUUUCUUUGACCUCCUCCUCCUCCCUUUUUUUGUAUCCUAGUUAUUAAUUAUCGCAGCAAAUCCUUUCCAUAUUUCAUAAUAUUCUGUCAUUACAUUACCUUAAUCUAUUUUCAUCUUAUCUUAUAGAAAACCUUAAAACUUAAAACUUAAAUCUUAUUUUUACCAACUUCUCAUAACCAUAAUAUUCUUACCUAAUUCUUUAAACAUUUUUGCUAGAGCCAAGUAAUUUCGUUCCAACAUUUUUCUAACAUUCAUCAAUUUUAUACCCCAAGCCUAAUAAUAAUAAAGAAAUAAAAACAAUCCAAUCUUCAUCCAGCGUCCUUUCCUCCUGGUCCCGGGUUUUGUCAGUCCUUUUUAUCCCAUUGAUCUAGCGCAUUAACCUGGUAACCUUAUAUCCGAGGCCCUUAAGUCUCUUCCAUGUCCCUUCCGCGGCUCUUCUUCAUAUUCUCCUUUCACUCGUGGGAACUCCAGCUUGGUAAUGUUUUUGACCCUUUUCAACAAAUCAGCCCCUUUUCCAAAGACCAGACUAAACUCCAUGUGGUAUUUGAAAACAUGUUUCAGAAUCCCUCCAAAAUUAAGAGCCCCCACAGCCCCAAACAUCUCACGGCCCAUUGCCAGACUUGGAAAGUCCAAACAUCCCUGCAUAGGGGGUCUAUCCAACCCCCCCAUUUCCAAACCAGUCCAAACUUUAUCUUUCCAAAUCUGGCUUUUUCCAAGUUCAUUUGUCAAGUCCAAAAGCUCAUGUUCCUGCAGGGCCACAGCUCCCUCCAUCUCUGGCGCCCAAAAUUCAGCAACAUCCUCUUCUCUCAUCUGUUCUGUCAGGGCAAACUCUGAUUUGAUUCCUGGGUGGGCUCCAUAUAGUUUCCCACUGCCUGUUCAAAAAUUCUGACCGCAUUAGUCAUCAAAUCCGUCUUCUCAUUUAACUGUUCCAGUAGGGCAUUUGUUUUACAGAGAGCACACCACAGAGCUUCUGAAUACAUUGUCCUACAAGGUCACAAGACUAUUCCCACGAUUGUAAUCUGUAACAGCUGCAAGCUCCCUGGAAUUAGUUACAGUUUCACAGUCUCCCUCUAGGGGGAAAACUUCUAUUUGUUCUUUCUUUUAAGUAUAAAUCUAGCAACAAAGUUUCCUUUUUGAGAUAUUUUGUCAAUAUUUGUUCCUUUAAAAUGCGAAAGGGAACAGUGGAAUCACUAUGUUUCUCUUCUUUUAGCUAUCUGUCAAAAACGUUUGUCUCUGGUCAAUGAGCUUCAAACGUCAGUCCUGACACCCCGCUCCAGGAUCAGGACGGUGGAAAGUUACUUUACUUUAAACUCACUUCUGCAGGUUUAAACAGUCCGAAAAGAUCCCCUUCUUCUCCUGCUUCCGAAGGGGGGUUCAACAAUUUUAAAAUGAUGAAAGUUAAUCUUUUAGAAGCUAUUUUCUGAGCUCUAGUUUACGUUGUCUUUGCUUUAUUCUGUCUACAAAGAAACGGAAGGCUGACUUCCUGUUUAGACCUUCCCGUUUCAGUGCCAAAUUGAAGUAAAUUUUUAAGUCCAAUUCCUUUCUGCUCGCCAGUCCUUAUUUAAAGUCCAAUUGUCCGAAAUUUAAGUACUCACGGGUGAUUAUUUUAGAAGCCAAAUUGUCCCAGGAAAAAGGCAGCGCUCUCCGGCAACAGCUAUGCGGCUUCGCUCCACGGAAAUAGCAGUUGACUCUCAGCACCGCGCCACUUCCCCUCUUCGCUUCGGAGCCCGUUAAUGGGUUCCUUUGCGGGUUGGGGGGGCACUAAGGGUGCCCGCCGAGUCCCAUGGUCACAGGCUUCAUCCGCCUGUGAUUUUUGAAAGGGUCCCCACUUCGCCGUAGCGGAAAAGACCCGUUUCGCGCGGAGCUAGUCCCUCCAGAUCAGAGGGAGUCCGCCAUUGCCGAUGGCGCCACCCCGGAAGUCUCCAAUAUUCUCAAAUCCUUAACUGUCAUUGCCUUCUUUCAUUGACCUCCUCACUCCUCCCUUUUGUUGUAUCCUAGUUGUUAAUUAUCACAGCAAAUCCUUUCCAUUUUUCAUAAUAUUCUGUCAUUACAUUACCUGAAUCUAUUUUCAUCUUAUCUUAUAGAAAACCUUAAAACUUAAAACUUAAAUCUUAUUUUUACCAACUUCUCAUAACCAUAGCAUAUUCUUACCUAAUUCUUUGAACAUUUUUGCUAGAGCCAAGUAAUUUCGUCCCAACAUUUUUCUAACAUUCAUCAAUUUUAUAAAACAAUCCUAAUAAUAAAAAAGAAAUCAAAUUAUCAAUCCAAUCUUCAUCCAGCGUCCUUUCCUCCUGGUCCCGGGUUUUGUCAGUCCUUUCUAUCCCAUUGAUCUAGCGCAUUAACCUGGUAACCUUAUAUCCGAGGCCCUUAAGUCUCUUCCAUGUCCCUUCCGCGGCUCUUCUUCAUAUUCUCCUUUCUACUCGUUGGGAACUCCAGCUUGGUAAUGUUUUUGACCCUUCUCAACAAAUCAGCCCCUUUUCCAAAGACCAGACUAAACUCCAUGUGGUAUUUGAAAACAUGUUUCAGAAUCCCUCCAAAAUUAAGAGCCCCCACAGCCCCAAACAUCUCACGGCCCAUUGCCAGACUUGGAAAGUCCAAACAUCCCUGCAUAGGGGGGUCUAUCCAAUCACCCAUUUCCAAACCAGUCCAAACUUUAUCUUUCCAAAUCUGGCUUUUUCCAAGUUCAUUUGUCAAGUCCAAAAGCUCAUGUUCCUGCAGGGCCACAGCUCGCUCCAUCUCUGGAGCCCAAAGUUCAGCACCAUCCUCGUCUCUCAUCUGUUCUGUCAGAGCACACUCCUGAUUUGAUUCCUGGGUGGGCUCGAUAUAGUUUCCCACUGCCUGUUCAAUAUUUCUGACCGCAUUAGUCAUCAAAUCCGUCUUCUCUUUUAACUGUUCCAGUAGGGCAUUUGUUUUUCAGUGAUCAGACCACAGUGCUUCCGAAUACUUUGUCCUACACGGUCACAAGACUAUUCCCACGAUUGUAAUCUGUAACAGCUGCAGAGUUCCCUCGGAAUUAGUUACAGUUUCACAGUCUCCCUCUAGGGGAAGAACUUCUAUUUGUUCUUUUCUUUUAAAGUAUAAAUCUAGCAACAUAGUUUCCUUUUUGAGAUAUUGUUUGAAUAUUUGUUCCUUUUCUUUGCGAAGGGGAUCAAUGGUAUCUCUAUGUUUCUCUUCUUUGAGCUUUCUGUCUAAAACGUUUGUCUAUGGUCUAUGAGCUUCAAGACGUCAGUCCUGACACCCCGCUCCAGGAUCAGGACGGUGGAAAGUUACUUUACUUUAAACUCACUUCUGCAGGUUUAAACAGUCCGAAAAAGAUCCCCCUUAUUCUCCUGCUUCCGAAGGGGGGUUCAACAAUUUUAAAAUGAUGAAAGUUAAUCUUUUAGAAGCUAUUUUCUGAGCUCUAGUUUAUGUUGUCUUUGCUUUAUUCUGUCUACAAAGAAACGGAAGGCUGACUUCCUGUUUAGACCUUCCCGUUUCAGUGCCCAAUUGAAGUAAAUUUUUUAAGUCCAAGUGCGUUCUGCGCGCUAGUCCUGAUUUAAAGUCCACUUGUCCGAAAUUUAAGUACUCACGGGUGAUUAUUUUAGAAGCCAAAUUGUCCCAGGAAAAAGGCAGCGCUCUCCGGCAACAGCUAUGCGGCUUCGCUCCACGGAAAUAGCAGUUGACUCUCAGCACCGCGCCACUUCCCCCUCUUCGCUUCGGAGCCCGUUAAUGGGUUCCUUUGCGGGUUGGGGGGGCGCUAAGGGUGCCCACCAAGUCCCAUGGUCACCGGCUUCAUCACAGGCCUGUGAUUUUUGAAAGGGUCCCCACUUCGCCGUAGCGGAAAAGACCCGUUUCGCGUGGAGCUAGUCCCUCCAGAUCAGAGGGAGUCCGCCAUUACCGAUGGCGCCACCCCGGAAGUCCCGCCCAAGACCUGAUUCUUGACCAUUCACUCCGAUUUGUUUUCAGGGAGAUUAGACAACAUCGACUAUUAAAUGAGCAUGUAUUCUACUUUGUUUGUGGGGAAUUUAAACAUUACUUCAAAGCAAACAUCAUCCUACACUUUCCACUGCAUUUUCCUGUCACUUUCUUUAUUGAAAAACGUCUAAUCUUUGGGGGAAGUGGGUUUGUUGUGCAAGACCUCCCAGUCAGCUAUCGUUGCACAACCUGAUUUUGUUGUGAGGUGACUGAAUCCCACCAAAAAUAGCAGCGGUCUGGAAGCACCAGUAAUCACACAAUCCCUUCCAGCUAUCUUACGUCUGAUCUUGAGAGUGUGCUGUCAACUUCCUCAAAGCCGACACCUGCCAAAGGUGUCUAAAAAUUACCUUCAGACUGUAUUAACUUGCCUGCACCAGAGUAAAGCAGGCUGGAUGCAGAAAGUCCUUGUUAUUGUUGUUUAUUUGGCCUCCUUUUUUGUAAAUGGCUGAAGGAGUACGACGAUCAAGAAGCCAUGCCCUGCUGACCUCCACUGAAAGAGAAUAUUGUCUCACUGUGGGGAGUUCAUCUUAAAGAUGACUGAGACAAACCCUGCUAGAUAUUUGACUGUGGAUUCACCAUAUCAAAGAGAGUGAGUGAGAGAGAAAUUCACUGUCAUCAGCCGUAUGGCGCAAACGAUCCCAAUGCUUUUAAGUGUAGGAUUUAUUCUUCCCGGCUUGCAAAACAGAUGCCACAAAAUGUCCCCAGAUGUCCAUGAGAUGUUUCCCAGGGUGUUCUUCCCUUUAAAAACUCAAAGAUCAUUCCAAGGUGUGGAAAUGUUUGCACUAAACGCUUGAUUUAGAUGUGGCUCCCGCAUCCUGUUUUUAUUUCUGUUUGGGCAUGGUGGGAAGACUAGACUUUGGAUGGAGGGUAUGACAUGGUUAUUUGUUUGUUUCUGCUGUCUUUGGCACAUGACCACAUCCUGCUUCUAGGAACGAUGCACCUUGGCCCUUGACACGGCCAGCUGGUGGUGCACCCUCCGAAGGGAUUAUCCCCCGUCAGAACAAAUUGUUUUCAUUCUCGGGCAGAAGCCAGCAGACAUCUACAAUAAAUGGUCCAAGAUCCUGGAAUUUCAGGACUCUGAAAGAAGAGAGCCAGAGAGUCAGAAUUCAGAAUGGGAUUAG